AGACAGGAGGAUCCUCGCACAAGUAGGUCACCCUCCAUCAAGGUAAGAACACCACUGUCGGUGGCCUCGUUCCUCAAGGCUAAUGCGAAUUACGAAAACCAUAAUUCUUGUUUAGUCUUCUUACUACAUGUGGGUCAAAAAGUAGACAAAAAAAGUUCAUUUUUCAAUAUUUCAUGUGGCCCUGUAUCGUGGAUAUUAAUAUCUUUCUGUUUUCUCGAGCUGAGUUUUUCAACGUACGAUCGAUCAAGUAUAUCGUCGUUAUUCAGCAAGCGGUUCUGCGUUUGACAUGUGUGUAAACUUAUUUUUUGUUGAAGAGUUUUAUUUUCCGCGAUGUUUUGAAAUUAUUGCUUUCUUUCGCUCCUAUUGAAGGCUCGAGAGUAUUUCAGCGACAGCACAAAAUGGCUCGCAUAUUGCGGGUGCUGUUACCCGGUGCUGCGCUCUCAGCAGCUAGCGUUGUACCUAGUACUCCUUCCACCAAUACGGUUAAAGAGGAUGUAGAAGCCAAGAGGACUACCGCAGUACCGGAACUUGAUAACAUCGCAGAACCAACAGUUCUAGAUCAAGAAUUCUUGCCGUCUUCUAGUACAACUGGAGUUCUCGUCAGCCAGGACCAGGAGGAGGUACCUCAAGAACAGGUUGCUGCAGAAGUGGAACCUGCUCAGCCACUGCCAUCCGCUAGUAAAGGAGAUCCUAGCGCGAGAGCGAGUACAACUGCGGAUGAUUCAGCAUCUACUAGUAGUUCGUCGAAGAACGAGGAAGAGGAUAGAGAGAAAGCGGAAGUGCAAGAAGAAGAGCCGCCACUAGUCAUUAAGCCCGAUGUUGACCCCAGUACGAUCUUUCCGGCGCCAACUAGCGGUCCCAUCUACUAUUUGCGCUGGUUGUGGUGGGUUCUCAUUGCCUACAUGUUCUUCGCACAGGUAUCGCUUAUGCUGUUUUUAGCUGGCAAAUCUUCAUGGAGUAUGUGAACCGAAAAACUUAUAAGAGCCGAAAAACUUACUUACUUAAGCUUUUUCGUUGGAUCUUUAAUCCUUUUGAUUGAUUCUGACGAUGCAUACGCAAUUCCACCCCGAACACAAAAGGCAACCGUCUGCGACGAGUGGUUCGUCCCCGCAAUUGAAGUUGUCUGCGAAAAAUACGGCAUCCCAGAAGAUGUAGCUGGAGCGACCUUGAUGGCCUUAGGUUGCAAUGGCCCAGAGAUGUUCACCAAUGCCAUUGCGCUCUUCAUCACCCACAGCGACGUCGGCGUUGGAACCAUCGUGGGUAGCGAAAUCUUCAACCUCCUCCUCAUCGUCGGCGUGAGUAUCAUUGCAACACCGAACGUGGAGCAGUUGGGGUUGCAGAUCGACAAAUACCCUUUUAUCCGAGACUGCUUCUUCUACAUGCUGUCGAUUUUGUUGCUCUAUUGGGUGCUGCAGGACGAGAAAGUGACUUUCGUUGAGUCUCUGACGCUGCUGUGUUUCGCAGGCGUUUUCGGAGCGGCAGUGGGAUUGACAGAUCGGGUCCUCAUUGCAGCAGGGAUCAGACAAGCGAAGUCUGCUGAAGAUGCGAUGGAAACUGGGACAGCGAAAACGGAAUCUUCCUACACUAGCCUUGAGGGAGAUGGAAGUACUUACUGCUUGUGACUUGCGUUUUUUAGGUGUGAUAAUUCUGCUCCAUAAUUAUCAUCUGUAGUUCGAUACUUUUACUGAUCAUGACACGAGAUCCUUCAAAAGAUAUUACCAUCUUUGUACGAAACGGUCGGCGGCUGGUUUUCUCUCAUACCUGUCCUCCUCUAUCCCAUUCGUACCACACUAAAUUUCGAGUUUGCAUGUCCGAGUGUGUCCCAGCUUUCUCUCUGUAAUUGGGAUUAUGCUUUGAGUCCUCACUGGACCGUGACUGCUCGAACAGAAUAAAAUACGAACAGAGAGUCCUUUGCAUUUCAUCUUGUUGAUAUAAGACAAAGCUUUUAAUACCGAGAAUACAAGUCCCCUACUAAAAACCCAAGGUACCGAAGCAGCAUUUGCGAAAUUAGCUGGUGCUCGUCUAGAUGUCAACGUAACAAGACCAAAGGCAAUAGAGUUUGGCUCUACGAAACACCAAAUGCAAGUGGCCAAGGAUGGACUCAACGUCCAAAACCUUUACUUCGACUCGCAGGAGAAAAAGGGUACUUGGACUUAUAUGAAGUGCUUCUUGAUGUAUUCUUGUCGAUGCGAUUACCAAUCAACCUAUCUUCCCUUUUAUUAAGCCAAAUUUUCCUUACCAGCAAAGAAAUACAACUGACUGCAUUGGGUGACGACUCCAACCAUACAAACACUCACCAUCUACUCCUACAUCAGCAGCUGGCCUGUCUAUGCCACUCCUGAACGCUCCGGAAGGGUCUUGUAAAAUUGGCUUUUCUCAAUUGAGCGAUAUCCAAGUGCCAACGGCGCGUACAGUCUGCUUCGUCGCAAAUGCGAAGAGCAGUGGAGAAGCCAUUAAGAUUGAAACGGUAAUUAGAGGACUUAGUGUAGUUGAGUUCAUUGACGAUUAAUUACGCCAUGCUCUUGUUUUUGUCUGCUCUUAGAUUUGUCGAUUGAAAAUCAAAAUUAGGUAAGUUGUCAACAUUCGUCCUUCUUCAUUACCAUCACAAGAAUUCAGAUCUAUUCUCCACAUUGAACCUCAUCACAGACCCUAGCGAGCGAAGGGGAUGUAGGCAAAUUUUUGCAGUGCCUGGGUCUAGCAAACGGAACAUGUUCAGGGGAUUCAAAUUUAGGGCACGUCCACAUUUCUCCAGAAGAGUACCUAGCCACUUCCCUCGCCACACUGAAAAACGGAGCAGUCCCUCUGAAGGAAAAAGCUUCGACCGCAGUCGCUCUACCGAUUAAUUACGCACUUGGUCGUAGUAUGUCAUGGUGCGAUCCUAAACAAGGUGCCACCAAACCUCGGUGGCUCUCCGCGUUCUGCGUGUCGAUGGGCUGGCUAGCGCUUUUUUCCUACGUCAUGGUGGUCUCUGCGGAUUUCAUCAAUAUCCAGUUCGGCAUCACACAAGCCGUGUUGGGCGUCACCUUGUGCGCAGCAGGGACGAGCUUUCCGAACUUGUGGGCCAGUUACUUGACGGCGAAAGGCGGAAAAAGCAGUAUGGCAGUAGCGAACGCUUUGGGGUCAAACGUGCAGAACGUGUUUUUGGCUCUGGCGUUGCCGUGGACGGUCAAGACCUUCUUCGCGGAUGGGCAGUUUAUCUUAUGAACGAAUAGUAUCUAGAGUUCUGUUUUUAUAAGGACGUUUACGUUUUUUGUAAAUGUUUAAGUACCACUGUAUCUUUCUGUUGAUGCCAAUUACGGUAGAUUGGCUUGCUCAAAAACCACACACGAAAGAUUCAGAUUUUGAUACGUGAUGAAACCUCUUCUAAUGAAUCCCAUGGCGACCCCUGGGAUUAUGGAUGGCGUGUUGUGGAUGGGCGGAACCUGGGCAUUGCUAGUCGCACUCGCUUACAACUACAAAUUCAAGCUGUACCCGUGGAUGGGAUAUACGUUCUUUGUGCUGUACUUCGUGUACCUGUACGAUGCGUGCUUCUUGCAGAGCUAG
Amoebophrya sp. A25 is the source of this 3543-nucleotide messenger RNA. The record is from the annotation of a GenBank genome assembly. NCBI's taxonomy places the organism in Eukaryota, Dinophyceae, Syndiniales, Amoebophryaceae.